Molecule: messenger RNA, 1419 nt
Organism: Colletotrichum karsti
Lineage: Eukaryota; Fungi; Ascomycota; Sordariomycetes; Glomerellales; Glomerellaceae
Product: drap deaminase
Exons: 1
Coding region: 1-1419 (472 amino acids)
Biological process (GO): pseudouridine synthesis
Molecular function (GO): pseudouridine synthase activity; RNA binding
Source: RefSeq, a predicted model, not a curated record
AUGGCUCUCGAGAAGGUAGAGGCGCCGCCGCCUGUGGCACCUGUCGCUAUCGAUUCGGCUGCGUCCGAAGAAGCUUCGGCAGCAAACAAACUACCCGACGUCCUCACAACUCCCGUUGGCGACAUGUGGCCUCGACCGUACGUUUUUGAAGGUAACUUACGGAGAGUCGCCCCUUAUCACUUCACUUACCACACUUGGGCCAAACAACGAUGGCGUGGCCGAAAGUUAAUCGACGUCUACGAAGAAGAGUUCCGGGACCGCACGCUUGAGUACUAUCGUUGGGCCAUGGAGACCGGAGCCAUCGUCGUCAACGGAAAAGCCGUCGGGCCGGACCACGUGGUGAAGAACGGAGACUUGGUCAACCACACCAUCCAUCGCCAUGAGCCCCCUGUCACGGCUGAGCCAAUCCGCGUCGUUCACGAGGACGAUGAGCUGAUUGUCGUCAACAAGCCCUCCGGUGUACCGGUUCACCCCGCCGGCAGAUACCAGUACAACUCGCUUGUCGAAAUCAUGAAGUCUGAGAGGGGUGAGCACUUCAAGGCUUAUCCGUGCCAUCGUCUAGAUCGCCUCACGAGUGGCCUCUUGUUCAUCGGGAAAACGCCCCAGGCCGGACAGAAACUCUGCGCACAAAUCAGAGAGCGCACGGUUCGUAAGGAAUACCUGGCCCGCGUAAUUGGCAAGUUCCCAGAUGGCGAGGUUGUUUGCGACCAGCCUAUUCUGCAAAUAUCUCCAAAACUCGGAUUGAACCGAGUUCGUGCCAAUGGCAAAUCAGCUCGGACCGUCUUCAAGCGUCUCGCCUACUAUCCGCCAGAAGGGGCCGAGGGAGAUGGCGGCGAAAAGCCAGCGCGAGCCAAGACACCAGAAGAAAUCGAGGAAGAAAGGCUCCGGCCCUGGAUCAACAAGGAGGGUUACUCGAUUGUCCGCUGCCUGCCCCUGACCGGCAGAACACACCAGAUCCGAGUGCAUCUACAACAUUUGGGGCACCCUAUUCAGAAUGACCCUCUGUAUGCCAACCAGCGCGUUUGGGGCAUCAAUCUUGGGCAAAACGACGUCGACGCAACCGAGAACACUGAUGAGGAUAUCAUGUCACGGCUGCAGAAGAUGGGCAAGGAAGAUGUCGCGGACGCGGUGGCCUAUCACGAUGAACUGGUGGAUACGUAUCAGAAGAAACGGGCGGAAAAGCUGUCGGGCAAACUGUGUGAGAUCUGCGAUACUCCGCUGUACACGGAUCCGGGUGAGCACGAGCUGUCACUUUGGCUUCAUAGUCUCCGGUACGAAGACGCCGGGGGUGCGUGGGGCUACUCCAGCCCGAUGCCGGACUGGGCACUUCCACCGGAAGGCACCAGCGGGCCAACGGAGGUCGGAGGACUGGAGGAGUUGGUAGAGGCGGUCAAAGACGAGGAGCCAGAGAUAUGCUAA